AGCCUCCCUGCCCAGUUACCAGCUCUCCUCCGUCUUAUGUCCCUCUCUCCUCCCGUCUCUCUCUGUCAGCUCAGUUCAGUCAGUUAGUUUUUAGCAGACUAGCACGGAGAGACGAGGGCUGCUCCCUUUCGCCUCUGCUCUGUCUGCUCAGCGCACCAACACCAUACAUUCCGCUCACCAUGGCUGCCACGGACGUUGACGUGUUUUCGAAUGAAGAGAAGCGUAACCUGAGUUUAGGCGGCCAUGUUGGAUUUGACAGCCUCCCUGACCAACUGGUCAGUAAGUCGGUCACACAGGGAUUUUGUUUUAACAUUCUCUGUGUAGGGGAGACUGGUAUUGGCAAGUCGACGUUAAUGAACACGCUUUUCAACACCAUGUUUGAGAAUGAAGAGGCAAGCCAUUAUCAGAAUGGCGUGUAUCUGCGGCCGCGAACUUAUGACUUGCAAGAAAGCAACGUCCACCUCAAACUGACGAUUGUCGAUACCGUUGGUUUCGGUGAUCAGAUCAACAAGGAGGAUAGUUACAAGCCCAUUGUCGACUACAUUGACACCCAGUUCGAAAACUAUCUCCAGGAGGAGCUGAAGAUCAAACGCUCACUGUUUAACUACCACGACACCAGGAUCCACAUCUGUCUUUAUUUCAUUGCCCCAACAGGACACUCCCUCAAGUCUCUGGACCUCGUCACUAUGAAAAAACUGGACAGCAAGGUCAACAUCAUUCCCAUCAUUGCCAAAGCGGACACAAUCUCUAAGAGUGAGCUCCAUAAAUUCAAAAUAAAGAUUAUGAGUGAGCUGGUGAGCAAUGGUGUCCAGAUAUAUCAGUUCCCAACAGACGAUGAAGCAGUCAGUGAGAUCAAUGCCUCCAUGAAUGCCCAUCUGCCGUUUGCUGUGGUCGGGAGUGUGGAAGAGGUCAAAGUGGGGAACAAAACAGUGAGAGCCAGACAGUACCCCUGGGGUGUUGUGCAAGUUGAGAAUGAGAGCCACUGCGACUUCGUAAAACUCAGAGAGAUGCUGAUCAGGGUCAACAUGGAGGAUCUGAGGGAACAGACCCACGCCCGCCACUACGAGCUGUACCGACGCUGCAAGCUCGAGGAGAUGGGCUUCAAAGACACAGACCCUGACAGCCAGCCAUUCAGCCUCCAAGAGACGUAUGAGGCCAAAAGGAAAGAGUUCUUGGGCGACCUGCAGCGCAAAGAGGAAGAAAUGCGGCAAAUGUUUGUCAACAAAGUAAAAGAGACGGAAGCAGAACUGAAAGAAAAGGAGAGAGAGCUGCAUGACAAGUUCGAGCAGCUGAAGCGGAUGCAUCAGGAGGAGAAGAGGAAGGUGGAAGAGAAGCGGAGAGACCUGGAGGAGGAGAUGAACGCUUUCAACAGGAAGAAGGUGGCAGCUGAGACGCUCUCCUUAUCUCAGCCCCUCAAGAAAGACAAGGACAAGAAAAAGUCAGUGAAGACAGAGAACCAGUCAGGUGUGAGCGCCUCCAGCUCCAAGGUGAUGAUGGCCAAGGCCAAUGUGGAGCCCUUGAACUGCCAAAGCUGGUGGCAGGCCAUACAGUGCUGCACCUGCCUGGUCCACAGCGCCGCCUGGAAGCCCGAAGGCCUCUUCUGAUGCCCAGGCCCGGCGGGGAGCACACCGGGGUCUGUCGCCAAGUCCCAGCCGACGCCGGAGCCGAGCCCGAUGGACGGAAUGAGGUGGGGGUGGCCGGAGACGAGCAGGGCGUGGAACUAGGACAGAGAGGAGCGGAGGAAUGAAGAGGAACGAGACCAAAACGUUAGCAUAAUGAUGUCAUUGUUGUCUCAUUGUCCAUCCCUCCAUUGCCUUCCCCUUACAUCAACUACUCCAUAUUAACAUGAAAUAUACCAUUCAUUCAUCCCUUCAUUCUCAUCCAUCCAGAACUGUCUCUGCAGCCUGUGAUUCUCUUCUGUUCUCAAGUGUUCAUCGCUCAUCAUUACUGUGUAAGGUUCAGACCUGCAGCUCUGUGCAGGACGACGCAGAUAGAGAAUCUCACUAUCAGGUUUUACCCCCUCCCCCCGCCUGAGGAAUCAUAGUAAUCUUGUUCGUAUUGUAUCGUACGUGCAGUGCUUUUCUGUGUUCCUGUUUGUAGGCAGGAACUGUAAAUCACAACCUGAGAGGGGGCUCAAUGUAAAAAAAAAAAAAAAAAAAAAAAGGAAAAAAAAAUUGUAAUUUGACUCUUAAAGAACUUCUUCAUAGUUUGCAAAAUACUGACAUGUGGCUAGUGAAAAAAAAACAUCCACUAGAUUUCAAAAUAUCAACACAUUCUUGUGAUGUUUGUUUGCUCUAGUCAAAUGUCUUUUUGUGUUUAGCUCAUUUGCUUUGUUUGUCUCUUACUCUGUAGCAAAAAUAAGCCAUGGGUUUUAAAGAGAGUGGAAAUCGCUGAGAGGUGGAUUCAGCAAUGUGGUGCCAAAGUCAAAAAGUCACCCGCUAAAACGGUUGCUCUUGACUAUUUCUUCUUUCUAAAUUCCCCCUCCUCCUCAUCUUUUCCCUUAUCACUCCAUUUUGUUAACAUACGUAAUUCAGGGUAAUGUAGCAAGCAAAGAAAAGCAGAUGUUUAAUCUCAGACGGUCAAAGCUUUGAGCGUCACAUGGCUGACUCUGCCUUUCAAAAGAGUUUCACUUGGAUGUUGGAGCAUAUUGAGAGGUAAUGACAAGGCAUCUCUGUAAAUCCUCUUAUUUAUUCAUAUCAAAGUGUCAAGGUGGAGAGUCUGUGACAAAUUACUGAUAGAUUUUAUUGAUUGCUGUUUUAUAGACAAUGGAGAGUAACACUUUAUUUAGGGAAAGGGAAUGCAGAGUGAUUUCUUCAGGGCAGGGGGAAUGUAAUUGUGAGAUAUUAACAGUAUAGUUAAAGUAUUUAUUUGAAAAAUAUUUAUUUGAAUAGUAUAAAAAAAGAAAAAAUGUCUUUAUUUUAUUACAGCUUUUAUUAAUACAUUAUGUCUCUUUAUUUUAAAAGUCUUGGAUUUUGUAUUACUUAAAAGUGAAGUGCUAGGACAAUAAUAGAUUCACAACAAUAACUCCAACACACUGUAAACCUGUGACACCAAUAUUAGUCAACCUGUAAUAUUAAAGGGAAAGUGCCAUUUUCUUUUUGUUUUUGGUGAAGACACUGAAUCGAUCCAAUUCAGUUCAAAUGUGCCAAGAUGCUUUUUAGUGACAAUUUAUGGUUUGUGGCUUUAAGAAAAUGUCCCUGUCCUCCUACAACUUCACUAUCACGAACCAAUCUAGUGCUAUUAUUUAUUCCUUGAGGUAAUGUGUUGUCCCUUUGGUCCAGGAUGAGGUUAUUGACUCGCAAAAUGCACAACAAGACCUCACAAAAUCAACUGGGGAUGUGUUUCCAGGGCAUGUAAUCAAUGUCUUCUAAAUAUUUUCUCAACAACCGUCCAAUAGAGCAGAUCAAUACAGUGUGUAAACUAUUUAUGUAGAGGAAAUUACGGGCUGUAUUCAUAAAGUGUCCAACUGCUGGCACUAAAGCACUUUCAUCUGCUCUAGAAAACACAGUUGGGACAUCUGCGUUUUGAAACCUCCAGAAUGUCCCACUUCUUCAUAUAGAUCAUAUUACAAUGGAUUGUUUUGUAAAUCUCUGCCUAAAUGCAUGAUACCAAGUAAACUGUAGAUGAAACUAAGAUGGAAAUUAAACUUUUUACAAGUCACCCUGACAGGAACAUGAAUCUCUCGAUCAAAUUUCCCUUUUAUAGUUGUUGCCAGGGGAUCACCAAAGUCUGUAAGCUUCACUGUCUGAGAGACAUCUGUAACAAAUAUCAUGGCGAUCCACCCAAUAGUUGUUGAGGUAUAUCAGCUAGGAGCUAAAUUUAAAUAUGGAUCUUUAAUCGUUACAUCCUGUGGGACUUCUUGUUGCGAAGUGUUAUGAAUACAGCCCUGGGCCCCAACUGCAUGAAGGGACCUAAAUGAUGUUGUGCGUGUUUGUCAACAGUUCAUUCAGUGGUUACUGCCUGCAGUGAUUUGUGAGGGUUAACAAUUAAACUACUGUCUACAGAUUCAGAGCGUGAAACAGUACCGCGCUGUAAACUAAGUAACACAGCAUGGGAUUUCUGAAAAACGACAAACCCGUUCUUGACAUUACAAACGGUCUCAACAGUCCAUAGCAUGUUAUUGGUGCGCUAACCCGCCCAAAUCAUCUUUUGUUGCUUGUUUCUUGAGGUUUGACAGCAUAGGUGACUGUCUACAUGCGCAAACUCCCUCUGGUGGUAGCAGGGUUUGGGUUUCCAGUGUAGGGCUUUGGGUAAGAGUUUAAGUCAGAAGUGCCUUGGCCUGACAUGCAACACGCCUGUUGUUUUGCUGGCAGCUUGCAAAUGCAGUCUUAAUACGGUUAGAGGAAUCUCACAUGGCUCUGUUCGGACCUCGCUAAAACGUGUCUCUGUUGCUUUUUGUCCACACACAUUCAAUUAGGGUAACUGGCCCGGGUUACAACUUGGGUUUACAGAAUACAGGACUGUCAGUUUUGCAGUGAAGCUGCAGAUAGCCGACGAUGAAAUCUGUUAAGAGUGGGGAAAAAACUUUUACCUCGGCAUUUAGGCAAAGAUGUGACGAUUAAGCAGUGAUUUUAGGGUUAGAAGUUAUUCAAUGGAAAUGUAUCCAUUAGAUUAGACCUAAACCAACUGAGUAAAGUGUGCACAUUUAGCACUAGCUGAGGUCAGGCAGCAACUAUAUAUAUUAUAUUACUGGUAAAUAAAAAUCAGCUGUCAGACAGUCACUACUUAAUUACAUUUUAGUUUUAUUUUAUUUUUAUUCUAAUAUUCUGGAAAACCAAAUGUAAAUCUAACUUCUCCUCUAAUCAGAUCCUCUGAUUUUGUUAUUUGCAUGUGUGAGAAACACAAUAUAAUUUUUUUGUUCUUGGCUACAGUGAUUAUUAAAGAAGGGGAGGACACACUCCAACCAGGACUUUAUGCAGUUUAUAAUAAUCAUGGGCACAAUGAGUGAAAUCCAAUAAAUGCACAAUCUCUAACAGGACCAAUUCUUUACUGCAGGGGCAGGGGGAGGUGGGUGGGGGUUUGUUGAGGGUACGUGAACACAACCUUGAAGGAAGCAUGAUGGUUCAAUGUGUGCUUUUGUACUGCUGUGUUUUUUAAAGGGCAAGACCAGGACCUGAAUUCACAAUGCAUUUCAAAGUCCAGCCAGCUCCCUGUGAGGUGCUCUGACAGUUCAGGUCCAGUAAAAAAAAAAAAAACCAACAAAAAAAAAAAAAA
Messenger RNA from Lates calcarifer (barramundi perch), 5214 nucleotides. It is a transcript of the gene septin8a, whose product is annotated as septin 8a. The coding region runs from base 180 to 1604 and encodes 474 amino acids. The record is from RefSeq and is a predicted model, not a curated record. NCBI's taxonomy places the organism in Eukaryota, Metazoa, Chordata, Actinopteri, Centropomidae. Gene Ontology annotation, molecular function: GTPase activity; molecular adaptor activity; GTP binding. Gene Ontology annotation, cellular component: cell division site; microtubule cytoskeleton; septin ring. The transcript has 10 exons. Gene Ontology annotation, biological process: cytoskeleton-dependent cytokinesis.